Messenger RNA from Malania oleifera, 2013 nucleotides. Its product is annotated as hydroxyproline O-arabinosyltransferase 1. Lineage: Eukaryota; Viridiplantae; Streptophyta; Magnoliopsida; Santalales; Ximeniaceae. The transcript is spliced from 8 exons. The record is from RefSeq and is a predicted model, not a curated record. Gene Ontology annotation, molecular function: glycosyltransferase activity. The coding region runs from base 514 to 1620 and encodes 368 amino acids.
AAAAUGAAACCCGAAUUGGAGCGCAGAAGUUCAAUAAUGGCAGACGAGCGGAGGAAGGAUGCUUGCCGGCCAGCGGAUCAAUUUUUCGCAGGUGGUGUGAGCGCCAACCGCACUGAUUUUUCAAUCUCCAUCGACGACACCGAGCAACGGCGAAAGUGUACAUUUCUGCGGCUAACGGAGAAAUUCGCUGGCUAGCGGCUGAAAUUAAGAAUACUGAGAAUACUAGGACGCUGCGGCCGCAAAGGGAGGGCCGGAGGACACCUAGGGCUGGAAUGACGCGGCAGCAAAUCAACUGAAGUAAUCAAUUUACAUGCCACGUGGCAUAUCAAGAUUGGUGAACCGAAUGAACCGCACACAAGGAACUUGAUCUGAGUUGAUUCUCAACCACUCACCCAGAAUAUCAAAAUGGUCACCUGUUCUUUUCUAUCACUCUGGCAGAAGACUUUCUAAAGCCCCAACUUCUUCUUCUUCUUCCUCACGGAGAGAGAGAGAGAGCUCGAGAGAGAGAGAGAAAUGGGUUGUGGGAAUUUCUUCUACUCGCUAAUCAUAAGCUUCUCGGUAGCUCUGAUAACUUACAACAUUAUAAUCUCUGCAAAUGCUCCUUUGAAGCAAGAAUUCCCAAACCCAACAGAUUCAUCUGCAUCAUCAUCAUCCUCCCAUCGUGUUUUCUCAGUGGACCCCGUCAUCAAGAUGCCGGUUGAUAGGGCGAAAUCCAGUUCCACCAAGAGGCUGUUCCACACCGCAGUCACAGCCUCUGAUUCUGUGUACAAUACAUGGCAGUGUAGGAUCAUGUACUACUGGUUCAAGAAGUUCAAGGAUGGACCCAAUUCCGAGAUGGGUGGGUUCACUAGGAUCUUGCACUCUGGGAAGCCAGACAAGUUCAUGGAUGAGAUCCCCACUUUCGUUGCUCAGCCCCUUCCCGCUGGAACCGAUCAGGGUUAUAUAGUCCUCAAUAGACCUUGGGCAUUUGUUCAGUGGCUUCAACAAGCAGACAUUAAAGAAGAUUACAUUUUGAUGGCUGAACCAGAUCAUAUAAUUGUCAAGCCCAUACCAAACUUAUCAAGGGAUGGGCUUGCAGCCGCAUUCCCUUUCUUUUAUAUUGAACCUAGAAAGUAUGAGUCCACCCUUCGGAAGUUCUUCCCCGAGGAAAAUGGUCCAAUAACCAAUAUUGACCCUAUAGGGAACUCUCCUGUCAUUGUUGGGAAGGAAUAUCUGAAAAAGAUUGCUCCAACUUGGAUGAAUGUUUCCUUGGCAAUGAAGAAGGAUCCCGAAACAGACAAAAAUUUUGGUUGGGUGCUUGAAAUGUAUGCUUAUGCUGUUGCAUCUGCUUUGCAUGGUGUUGGUAACAUAUUGUUCAAGGAUUUCAUGAUUCAGCCUCCAUGGGAUGUUACUGUCGGCAAGAAGUUCAUAAUUCACUAUACUUACGGUUGUGACUAUGAUAUGAAGGGAAAGUUAACUUAUGGAAAAAUAGGAGAAUGGAGGUUUGACAAAAGAUCUUAUGAUAAUGCUGUGCCUCCAAGAAACCUUACACUGCCUCCACCUGGUGUCCCGCAAAGUGUGGUCACUCUAGUGAAAAUGGUGAAUGAAGCCACAGCAAACCUACCAAACUGGGGAGCUUGAAGAGGAGAUCAAGACAAGAAGCUGGCAUGGUCGAUGGUGAGGAUGGAAGCAAUCCAUAUGUCAGAAAAUGCCAUGUAUCUUGAACAAAAUGAUCUCCCCACACAUACACGCCCAAAUGUGGUGGGGAAAGCUUAAAUUUGCAAAUGUAAGGUUAGCUUGUCCUAUUUGCAUUGUUGCAUAUUUUGUACUGUAGCAUGAUCAUAGACAUAAUUUUCCUGGGUAUUAGGUUAUACCGUAUUGAGGAUAGAUAUUUCAAGAGAGAGACAAUAUACCAUCAGCACUUGGAUGUAACACUUGACAGAUUCUUGUAUGCAUUGCAGUUAUUUAGUGAUGUUUGUGAUUCUCUGUUAUCUUAUAACUAAUUUAAAUAAUGAUCAUGGUUGAUUUCAUAAA